AGACACAGCAGGGAUGUCCAUCUCUCUCUGGUGUGAGGAGGAAUCGAACACAUCCGGGAUGUCAGUCCGAGCGUCCUUCGACCCCAAUGCGUCAGGGCUCAGGGUCAUCGAGAGGCUGCUGCACUCGGAGGAGAGAUACGUCCCGUCUUCGCUCUACGUCUCCCUCGUCCAGAGAGAACCCAAACGCAGGGAGGAGCUCGCCAAGUGGACACUCGAGGUCUGCUGUGAUUGCGGCUGUGACGAGGCCGUGUUUCCUCUCGCCGUCUCUCUGCUCGAUCGUUACUUGGCGUCCACACUGUCCCUGCCGGUGUCCCCGACGUGUCUCGCUGCCGCCUGCAUCCUCGUGGCGUCCAAACUAACGGAGAGCGAGACGGUCGCGGCGGACGCCCUGUGUGCUUCAGCCGAGUACGAGUUCCUCUCGUCCAACCUGCGUGAAAUGGAGCGGGUCGUGUUGGGAACCCUGCGCUGGGACGUGGCCGGUGUCACCCCUCAGGACUUCAUCCCUCACUUCCUGUGCUGUUUGGAGGAGCUGAUGGGGGACAGCGAGGACGCCGCCGACUUCAUCUCCACGCUCAGACGCCACGGGGACACGCUGGCCGCCAUGUGUGUGUGUGACUCUCGCUUCCUGGGGACCCGGCCGUCCCUGGUGGCCGCCGCCGCCCUCAACUCCGCUCUCCGGGGCCUGGAGGCCAAGCGGAGGCUGGAGAUGAGUCACAUGACCUGGACGCUGGCUACGCUGUGUCGCAGUGACCCGGCCGUGCUGCAGUGCUACAGCGAGCUGAUCGACGACGCGCUCAGGGAACGACUGAGGAACAGCCGAGAGCAGGACGAGGCGGACGAGAAGAACGGAGGGAUGGAGGACGAGAGAUCGAGCACGCCGACUGACCUGAGAGAGAUAGACUUUUAAAACUAAACAGAAUCACAAAGCGCACGUCUGCAGUCUUCCUCAUCUUCUUCCUCAU
This is a messenger RNA of Clarias gariepinus (North African catfish), 962 nucleotides long. It is a transcript of the gene ccndx, whose product is annotated as cyclin Dx. Gene Ontology annotation, cellular component: cyclin-dependent protein kinase holoenzyme complex; cytoplasm; nucleus. The record is from RefSeq and is a predicted model, not a curated record. The transcript is spliced from 4 exons. Gene Ontology annotation, molecular function: cyclin-dependent protein serine/threonine kinase regulator activity. The coding region runs from base 14 to 907 and encodes 297 amino acids. Gene Ontology annotation, biological process: positive regulation of G1/S transition of mitotic cell cycle; mitotic cell cycle phase transition; regulation of cyclin-dependent protein serine/threonine kinase activity. Lineage: Eukaryota; Metazoa; Chordata; Actinopteri; Siluriformes; Clariidae.